Molecule: messenger RNA, 3618 nt
Organism: Perca fluviatilis (European perch)
Lineage: Eukaryota; Metazoa; Chordata; Actinopteri; Perciformes; Percidae
Gene: jag1b
Product: jagged canonical Notch ligand 1b
Exons: 25
Coding region: 299-3565 (1088 amino acids)
Biological process (GO): multicellular organism development; heterophilic cell-cell adhesion; cell communication
Cellular component (GO): protein-containing complex; plasma membrane
Molecular function (GO): calcium ion binding; Notch binding
Source: RefSeq, a predicted model, not a curated record
AGCCCAGGCCAGCAGUCAGUCAGUCAGUCAGUCAGUCAGCAGUGGGCUCGGCUGCCGCAUGGCCACUGUGUAAACUUUCUUCAACAAUAAGGGGAAACUGUCGGAUAACGAAGAAGAGCAGACGCUCGGAGAGUUUGAGGAACAUAAUAGGAAGAGGUCUUCUAUGAAUCGGGAACCUGUGCUCCGCUGAUCAAAGUGUUGUUUCCCACUCGUGCAUGUUUUAACCAGAGGAGAGCUCUGGUGCCGUGUGUCGGCCAGACGACGACUAACAAACGAGUGGCAACAGCAGUCCGGAGGCAUGAUUUUGAGACGGGGCUCAGUCGUUGUUGCCUUUUUACUCUGCUUUCUGGCGAAGGUGUCGGAGGGAACGGGACAAUUCGAGUUGCAAAUCUUAUCGAUGCACAAUGUUAACGGAGAGUUGCUGAACGGCAUGUGUUGUGAUGGCACACGGAACACGGCGGAUAGAAAAUGCACACGGGACGAGUGCGAUACGUUUUUCAGAGUUUGCCUGAAGGAAUACCAGUCGAGAGUUUCUGCUGCAGGGCCCUGCAGCUUCGGAUUGGGAGCUACGACUGUCCUCGGAGGGAAUACCUUUUCUUUCAAGAGCUCUGUCAGGAAUGACAAAUCCAGGAUAGUAUUGCCCUUCAGUUUUGCCUGGCCGAGGUCCUACACUUUGAUAGUGGAAGCCAUGGACUGGAGCAAUGAAACCAGUGAUUGGAAGUUGAUAGAGAAAGCCUCUCAUUCGGGCAUGAUCAACCCCAGCCCACAUUGGCAGAAGCUGACUCACAACGGCCCCGUAGCCCAGUUUGAGUACCAGAUCCGGGUCAGCUGUGAUGAGCACUACUACGGCUUUGGCUGCAACAAGUUUUGUCGGCCCAGGGAUGAGUUCUUCGGGCAUUACACAUGCGACUACAAUGGAAACAAGACCUGUUUGGAAGGCUGGUCCGGACCUGACUGCAACACAGCAAUAUGUCGACAAGGCUGCAGCACUGAACAUGGAUCAUGUAAGGAGCCAGGUGGAUGCAAGUGUCUGUAUGGCUGGCAGGGCCAGUACUGUGACAAGUGCAUCCCCCACCCUGGCUGUGUACAUGGCACCUGUGGAGAGCCCUGGCAGUGCCUGUGCGACACCAACUGGGGCGGCCACCUUUGCGAUAAAGACCUGAACUACUGUGGUACUCACCAGCCAUGCCUUAAUGGAGGGACAUGUAUCAACACAGGGCCUGACAAGUACCAGUGUACCUGCGCUGAGGGCUACUCUGGUGCCAACUGUGAGAGAGCGGAACAUGCCUGUCUGUCCAAUCCAUGCUCUAAUGGAGGGAGCUGUUCAGAAACCAGUCAAGGCUACGAAUGUCAGUGUGCGCCAGGCUGGAGCGGCCCCUCCUGCACUAUCAAUGUUGACGACUGCGCUCCAAACCCCUGCAAUCACGGUGGAACCUGCCAGGAUAUGGUCAACGGUUUCAAGUGUCACUGUCCUUCACAGUGGACGGGGAAGACAUGUCUGAUAGAUGCCAACGAAUGCGAGAGCAAGCCUUGUGUCAAUGCCAACUCAUGCCGCAACCUGAUUGGUGGAUACUUCUGCGAGUGCAUCCCUGGUUGGAUGGGGCAGAACUGCGACAUUAAUAUAAACGACUGCAAGGACCAGUGCCAGAAUGGGGGAACUUGCAAGGACUUGGUAAAUGGCUAUCGUUGCGUGUGUCCCCCUGGCUUUGCCGGCGAGCACUGUGAGAGAGACCUCGACGAGUGUGCGAGCGCACCGUGCCUGAACGGCGGCCGCUGUCAGGACGAAGUUAAUGGCUUCCAGUGCCUGUGUCUGGCUGGUUUUUCAGGAAAUCUCUGCCAGCUGGAUAUCGAUUACUGCUCCCCCAACCCGUGUCAGAAUGGAGCGCCUUGCUUCAACCUGGCCACAGACUACUACUGCGCUUGCUCAGAGGACUACGAGGGCAAAAACUGCUCUCACCUCAAAGACCACUGUCGCACCACCAUGUGUAAAGUGAUUGACAGCUGCACAGUUUCCGUGGCGUCCAACAGCACGCCGGGAGGGGAGCGCUACAUUUCGUCAAAUGUGUGUGGACCUCACGGCCGCUGCCGGAGCCAGGCCGGGGGCCAGUUCAGCUGCGAGUGCCAGGAGGGCUUCAGAGGCACCUACUGCCACGAGAAUAUCAACGACUGCGAGAGUAACCCAUGCCGCAACGGAGGCACCUGCAUCGACAAAGUCAGCGUGUACCAGUGCAUCUGCGGCGACGGUUGGGAGGGCGACCACUGCGAGAUCAACAUCGAUGACUGCAGCACCAACCCCUGUCAUAAUGGAGGGACAUGUCGAGACCUGGUGACUGAUUUCUUCUGUGAAUGCAAGAAUGGCUGGAAGGGAAAAACGUGCCACUCCCGGGAAAGUCAAUGCGAUGAAGCCACAUGUAACAACGGAGGCACCUGCCACGACGAGGGCGACACGUUCCAAUGCAAGUGUUCCCCAGGGUGGGAGGGUACGACGUGUAACAUAGCCAAAAACUCAAGUUGUCUUCCAAACCCGUGUGAGAAUGGAGGUACCUGCGUGGUGACUGGGGAGUCGUUUACCUGCGUCUGCAAGGAAGGCUGGGAGGGUCCCACGUGCACCCAGAAUACCAACGACUGCAGUCCCCACCCAUGCUACAACAGCGGAACCUGCGUUGACGGGGAUAACUGGUACCGCUGCGAGUGCGCCCCAGGCUUCGCUGGUCCAGACUGUCGGAUCAAUAUUAAUGAGUGCCAGUCCUCUCCAUGUGCCUUUGGAUCCAUCUGUGUGGAUGAGAUCAACGGAUAUCGUUGCGUGUGUCCACCAGACAGGACUGGACCCCACUGUCAAGAAGUGACAAGAAGACCUUGCUCGGUCAAUGGACACGUCACCCCUGAUGGACUCAAAUGGGAUGAAGACUGCAACACUUGCCACUGUUCUAAUGGGAAAGUUGUGUGCACAAAGAUGUGGUGUGGCCCUACAUCAUGCCACCUGGGUGCCAAAGGUCGAGGCGGGUGUCCCUCAGGCCAGAGCUGCAUCCCCAUCAGGGAGGGCCACUGCUUUGUGAAGCCCUGCCUCGGGCUCGGAGAGUGCUGGCGCUCCAACCCUCCCCCGCGUCCCACCAAAUGCCACCCCAGCUCCAGUUACCAGGACAACAGCUGCGCCAACAUCACCUUCACCUUCAACAAGGAGACCAUGCCUCCAAGCUUGACUGUGGAGGAUGUGUGUAAGCAGCUGAGGCGCUUGUACGUAGUGAAGAAUUUCUCCUUGGAGCAUUCUGUGUCCAUAACCUGUGACCCCUCAUUCUCAGCCAGCAACGAAAUCCACGUCUGCAUCUCCACGGAGGACCAUCGUUUGGACCGGAGCCCCAUUAAAGAGAUCACAGACCGGAUAAUCGACCUGGUUAGCAAACGCAACGGGAACAACACCAUAAUCACCGCCAUCGCAGAAGUGCGCGUGCCAAGCCCCAGCAAAACUGGUAUGAACCGCCUCCAAACUCUUGUUGUUGCCUGUGCUUUUUCCCAGACUUGCACACACAGUGGGUGGGAGGAUUUGGCAUUUUUUAUUUUUUUUUAAGAAGAUCAGAUUAGAUCGAGCCAAGCCCUGAAUAUGACAGCAACGCCAAGCAC